CUUCUUUUCUUUUCUUCUCUUUCUCUCUUUCAUUCAUUUACCUUCCUCGAUAACCAACUCCUGCUCUUACCAUACUUACCAUAUAAAACCCAUUCAAACACACCAUGGACUUCACCGACAAUGACACAAAGGCUAUCAACACCAUCCGUGUGCUUGCUGCUGACAUGGUCUUCAAGAGCCAGUCAGGACACCCUGGUGCUCCCAUGGGUUGUGCCCCGAUGGCCCAUCUCUUGUUCUCGCGCUUCAUGAACUACAACCCCAAGAACCCUCUGUGGCCAAACCGCGAUCGAUUUGUCUUGUCAAACGGACAUGCCUGCGCGUUGCAGUACAUCCUGCUCCACUUGACCGGAUAUCCCACCACGAUGGACGAUCUGAAGCAGUUCCGCCAGCUCAACAGCAAGACACCCGGACACCCCGAGUCCCAUGUUACUGUCGGCAUUGAGGUCACCACGGGUCCCCUCGGACAGGGUUUCGGAAACUCCGUCGGUCUGGCGAUUGGAGAGGCGCACAUGGCUGCCACCUUCAACCGCCCUGGCUUUGAGUUAUUCAACAACUACACCUACGUGUUUCUUGGCGACGGAUGCAUGCAGGAGGGUGUUGCCAGUGAAGCUGCUUCGCUUGCGGGUCAUUUGCAAUUAGGUAAACUCAUUGCUCUGUAUGACGACAACCACGUCUCAAUCGAUGGCGAUACCAAUGUCUCCUUCACAGAGGACGUUCCCAAGCGCUUCGAGGCUUACGGCUGGCAUGUUCAGGUUGUGGAUGAUGGAAACUCCGACCUCAUUGGCCUUACCCGCGCCAUCGAAGAGGCCAAGAAGGUCACCGACAAGCCCUCGCUCAUUAAGGUCCGGACAAUCAUUGGAUUCGGUUCCUUGAACGAGGGCACCGAGAAGGUCCACGGAUCUUCCCUCAAGGAGGAUGAUAUUACUCAGUUGAAGAAGGCCUUCGGAUUCAACCCCGAUGAAAAAUUCGUUGUGCCCCAGGCGACCUACGACCUGUACCAUACCAAGGCCGCUAAAGGAGCCAAGGUGAACGACGAGUGGAAUGAACUCUUCGAAAAGUAUAAGAGCGCCCACCCAGAAUUAGGAGCGCAAUUGAAGCGUCGCCUGGAAAACAAUCUGCCCGAGGGCUGGGCCAAGGCACUCCCACGCUACACUCCUGCCGACAAGGCCACCGCUACCCGCAAGUUGUCCGAGGCUGUCUUGAACAAGAUUACCGGUGUUAUUCCAGAAUUGCUUGUAGGAUCCGCUGAUUUGACUGGAUCCAACUUAACCCGCUGGAAGGACGCUGUAGACUUUCAGCCCGAGAGCACAGGCCUCGGCAACUAUGCCGGCCGCUAUUUCCGUUUUGGGGUGCGCGAACACGGCAUGGCGGCUGCUAUGAACGGCAUGAAUGCCUAUGGCGGAAUCAUCCCUGCCGGCGCUACCUUCCUUAACUUUAUCAGCUAUGCUUCCGGUGCUGUUCGUUUGGCUGCCCUUUCUGGCCACCAAGUCAUCUAUAUCAUGACCCACGACUCUAUCGGUUUGGGAGAGGAUGGUCCCACUCAUCAGCCGAUCGAGACUAUGGCCACAAUUCGUGCUACUCCCCAUCUUGUUGAUCUGCGUCCUGCGGACGGUAACGAGACAUCUGGUGCGUAUUUGUUUGCGAUCGAGGCCAAGACUCGCCCUUGUGUCUUGUCCUUGACUCGCCAGGAUUUGCCACAGCUUGAGGGCUCUUCGGUCGAGAAGACACUGAAGGGAGGAUACGUCCUUCAGGAGGUCGAAGGAGCCGAUGUGACCUUAGUGGGCACUGGAUCCGAGGUCUCGCUUUGUGUUGAGUCUGCCAAACUUCUCAAGGAGCAAGGAAUCAAGGCCCGUGUCGUUUCUAUGCCCUCGACCAAGCUUUUCGAUGAGCAACCGUUCGAAUACAGGGCAUCAGUCUUGAUCGAUGGUGUACCAGCUGUGUCUGUGGAGGCACUGUCGACGUUUGGAUGGUCCCGCUAUGCGCACGAGUCAAUUGGUAUUGACACGUUUGGAGCAUCCGGUCCCUGGAAGGAUGUGUACAAGCACUUUGGUAUGGUCCCUGAUGUCGUGGCAGGCAAGGUCAAGAAGGCCGUUGACUUCUAUAAGAAAGAGGGCUCUGUUCCCUCGCUCGUGCGCAAGUAUUUCCAUUAGGAGAGCUCUUCAUGGCGCCAAACGUCCAGGCUUUCCCAGUCCUUUGUAGAGCAGACGAACGCACCCAUGCGUUCUGACUAAACGGCAUCUUGUACAUACAAAUAUGCAUCCCUCAACUUGAGGAUACACCUGAAUAAACUCAUGAAUAUCCGACUGCAGAAUAGAGGAACAUCGCAAAGGCAAAGAUCAUGAACGGAAGGUUGUCGAGGGUGUUUCCUAUGAAAAUUAUGCAUUUGUAGAGACGUCCAUUCUAUAGGCGUAAGGCUAUUGACCAUGCUACCCAUACUGCCCCUUACAUAGAAGCAUUGCCGAUCCUUUCCACCCCUCUUCUUUCUACUUGCUUCCUGUCAAUCCUCGCCCAGCAGUAUGUUUAUCGUCGUUAGAUAUUCAAUAAAGCGAAUGCAGGAAGGUGUUUGAG
This is a messenger RNA of Gamsiella multidivaricata, 2568 nucleotides long. Its product is annotated as transketolase-like protein. Bases 105 to 2150 code for a protein of 681 amino acids. Gene Ontology annotation, molecular function: transketolase activity. Lineage: Eukaryota; Fungi; Mortierellomycota; Mortierellomycetes; Mortierellales; Mortierellaceae. The record is from RefSeq and is a predicted model, not a curated record. Gene Ontology annotation, cellular component: cytosol. Gene Ontology annotation, biological process: pentose-phosphate shunt. The transcript has 8 exons.